Molecule: messenger RNA, 3816 nt
Organism: Pleuronectes platessa (European plaice)
Lineage: Eukaryota; Metazoa; Chordata; Actinopteri; Pleuronectiformes; Pleuronectidae
Gene: slc12a1
Product: solute carrier family 12 member 1
Exons: 26
Coding region: 1-3132 (1043 amino acids)
Biological process (GO): sodium ion homeostasis; potassium ion homeostasis; chloride transmembrane transport
Cellular component (GO): membrane
Molecular function (GO): sodium:potassium:chloride symporter activity
Source: RefSeq, a predicted model, not a curated record
AUGGAAAGGUUCAGGUCUAACGGAGGGGAGCAAGUGAACCAAGGGUAUGAUGCCAACCUGGACGAGCCUCCCGUCUAUCAGGAGAGCAACUUCUCCAACGGGGACCAGCGGGCGGUGCGGCCCUCGGUGGUCAGCGCCUUCGGUCACGACACGUUGGACCGAGUGCCCAACAUUGACUUCUAUCGCAACGCGGGCAGUGUGAGUGGCCACCGUGCCGUGAGGCCGUCCCUGCAGGAUCUCCACGAUGUGUUUCAGAAGAAUGGAACCAUCUCUGUGCCGGACACCGUGGAGGACGAUGGCGAGGGGAGUGACGGGACGCCCUCGGAUGACCUGGAGAAUGGCGUCCCCCCCAAAGAACAAAAAGGAGGAGUGAAGUUUGGCUGGAUCAGGGGCGUCCUGAUUAGAUGCAUGCUGAACAUCUGGGGCGUCAUGUUGUUCAUCCGUCUGUCCUGGGUUUUUGGUCAGGCAGGCUGGGGCCUGGGAAUCGUGGUCAUCCUUCUCAGCUGCGUGGUCACCGUCAUCACCGGCCUCUCUAUGUCGGCCAUUUGCACCAAUGGCGUGGUCCGAGGAGGAGGUGCCUACUACUUGAUAUCUCGAAGUCUGGGGCCUGAGUUCGGCGGAUCCAUCGGCCUCAUCUUCGCCUUCGCCAAUGCCGUGGCCGUGUCCAUGUACGUGGUCGGGUUUGCUGAGACCGUGGUGGACUUGAUGAUGGAGAACAAUGCCGUCAUGGUGGAUCAACUCAACGACAUCAGGAUCGUGGGCUGUAUCACGGUGGUGCUGCUGCUGGGCAUUUCACUCGCUGGAAUGGAAUGGGAGGCCAAGGCCCAGAUUGUCCUCCUCGUGGUCCUGCUGGUGGCCAUAGUCAACGUCUUUGUGGGAACUUUCAUCCCUUCCACCGAAGACAAGAAAUCCAAAGGCUUCUUCAAUUAUGACUCAAAAAUCUUCAUGGAGAAUUUUACUCCGGACUUCACCGGCAGCGAGUCGUUUUUCACCGUGUUUGCCAUCUUCUUCCCGGCUGCCACUGGGAUCCUGGCCGGAGCCAACAUCUCCGGCGACUUGAGGGAUCCCCAAGCAGCCAUUCCUAAGGGAACCUUGCUGGCCAUCCUGAUCACUGGUGUCACCUACUUGGCCGUGGCCCUUUGUGUCUCUGCCACGGUUGUCCGUAACGCCACAGGAAACGUGGCCGACCUCAUUAUGACCGACGAUUUCUGCAACGGCACGGCGCAGGCUGCUUGUCAGCUCGGCUACAACUUCUCCUCCUGCGCGGUGGAAACCUGCAAGUUCGGCCUGCUGAACAACUUCCAGGUGAUGACCAUGGUGUCUGGGUUCGGUCCCCUCAUCACUGCCGGAACCUUCUCGGCGACCCUCUCCUCUGCCCUGGCUUCCCUGGUCAGCGCCCCCAAAGUCUUCCAGGCUCUGUGUCAGGACAACAUCUACACCAUUCUGCAUUUCUUUGCCAAGGGACACGGCAAGAACAACGAGCCAAUCCGGGGCUACGUCCUCACAUUCAUUAUUUCUGUGGCCUUCAUUCUCAUUGGCGACCUCAACGCCAUCGCUCCAAUCAUUUCCAACUUCUUCCUGGCAUCUUACGCUCUCAUCAAUUUCUCCUGCUUCCAUGCGUCCUGGGCCAAGUCUCCAGGCUGGAGACCUGGAUACAAGUUCUACAACAUGUGGCUGUCCCUGAUAGGCGCAGUGCUCUGCUGUGCCGUCAUGUUUGUCAUCAACUGGUGGGCUGCCCUCAUCACGUACGCCAUCGAGAUCCUCCUCUACAUUUACGUCACCGUCAAGAAGCCAAAUGUGAACUGGGGUUCGUCCACGCAGGCGGUGACGUUUGUGAGUUCGGUCAGCAACGCCCUGUCUCUGUCCGGUGUCGAGGAUCACGUCAAGAACUUCAGGCCUCAGAUCUUGGCUCUGACCGGUUCCCCGCGGAGCAGACCGGCUCUCCUCGACCUGGCUCACUCCAUCUCCAAGAACUAUGGACUCUGCAUCACCUGUGAAGUGUUUGAGGGUCCAAGAUCGGAGGCUCUCGAGGAGCUGAACUCCGGCAUGGAGAGGAACCAGCUCUGGCUCAGGAAGAUGAAACGCAAGGCCUUCUAUGCGGCUGUGGCCUGUGAUAAAUUCAGGGAUGGAACCGAGAGCCUCCUGCAGGCCUCGGGUCUCGGCCGCAUGAAGCCCAACAUAAUGAUGAUCGGCUUCAAGGGGAACUGGAGGAUGGCAGGAGCAGAGUCAGUGCAGACUCAUGUGGGAAUCCUGCAUGACGCGUUUGACUUUGACUACGGGACAGUGAUGCUGAGGAUGGACCAGGGACUUGAUGUGUCACACAUCGUGCAAGCAGAAGCGGCGAUGCUGCAGGCAGCGAAGGAGCAACAGGCCCUGGAGGACGAAACGAUGCCAAACGGAGGGAAGUCAAAAGGCCUGUUUAGGAAGUCCAGGAAAUCGUCUACACAAGUGCUCACAACCAGAGUGUCGGUGUGCGGACCCCCGCCUCCGCAGAUUGCCAGGAUGAAUGAGAAGCUGGUGGAGGCCAGCGGUCGGUUCAAGAAGAAGCAGCCUAAAGGCACCAUCGAUGUGUGGUGGCUCUUCGAUGACGGAGGUCUCACCCUGCUGCUCCCCUACAUCCUCACCACCAGGAAGAAGUGGAAGGACUCGAAGUUGAGGAUCUUCAUCGCAGGGCAGCCUGACCGCAGCCAUCUGGAUAAACUGGAGAUGAAGUCUCUGUUGGCGAAGUUCAGGAUUAACUGCACGGACAUCAAAGUCAUCGACGACAUCCACGUCAGUCCCCGCGCCGACAGCCUGAAGAAGUUGGAGGACAUGAUCGAGCCUUUCCGUCUGCGUGAGGGCUCCAAAGACAAAAUCACAGCCGAAGCCAUGCAGAAAGCGCAUCCCUGGAAAAUCACUGACGAAGAGCUGAGCAGCUUCGAGGAGAAGACCAACCUCCAGGUGCGACUGAACGAGGUGCUCCAGGAAAACUCCAAAUCAGCCAAUCUGAUCAUUGUGAGCAUGCCCAUUGCUCGUAAGGAGUCCGUCUCUGACUUCCUCUACAUGGCCUGGCUGGACGUCUUAACCAAGGACCUUCCGCCCACGCUGCUCAUCAGAGGCAACCACAAGAGCGUCCUCACGUUCUACUCCUGAGCACCUCACAGGGUUAAUGACACUAACACAAAGAAAUGUCAGCACAUUAAUGAUGAACCAUGUUCACAGCGAGUACAAGAACAAGAUUGUUAUUCAGACAAGAGAGCCAGCAGAGGAGAAAUAGAACCAUUAGGUGUUUGACAGCUGGUGUUCUCGAACAAUAAUGUCAUUAAAAGUCAUUGUCAGUCACAGGCUAAGCCUUAUUUUACUAUGAGCCUGUUUUUAUAGCUUGUUCUGGAAUAUGAGCUGUUUCACGAAAGCUUCUAGACAAAAAGUAAACUUUUCUAUGUCUCAAUGAUAUAAAAAAAAUUGCCUAAAUUUGUAUGUGAAUCUAGGAGCACCGGCAAAGUUAGAUGUAUUUUUUAUAUUUUUUAAGUAUCUUGCAGCAAUGGACACAAACACAAACACACACACACGUACACACACACACACAGCUGGAACAAAGCCAAAUCUUCGUGGUCGGAUCAGUCCAACAGGGGCGAAGGUUCCUUCCAGACGUGUUCCCUGCUGUUGUGACUGUAAAAUAAUUGUAUAUAGUAGAUAUCUGAAUUCAGUAGUCGUUGUUUCUAAAUACAUGAUUAACUACAUAAUUGGAUUCAUUACUUUCACUUGGUUUGAUGAUUUCUUUCAAACAUUCUUGAUAUUCACAGAGUGUAAAAUACAUAAAGCUGUUUACCUGUUUCA